GGGGCGUGGCCGGGGGCGGUGGGCGGAGCUGGGGGCGUGGCCGGGGGGCGGUGGGCGUGGCCAGGCAGCGAUGGCGGCGCUGCGCGUGCUGGUGGGGGUGAAACGGGUCAUCGACUACGCGGUCAAGGUGCGGGUGGCGGGCGGCGGGGUGCAGACGCAGGGGGUGAAGCACUCCCUGAACCCCUUCUGCGAGAUCGCGCUGGAGGAGGGGGUGCGCCUGCGCGAGCGGGGCGCCGCCAGUGACGUCAUCGCCGUCAGCGUGGGCACGCGCGUCUGCCAGGAGACGCUGCGCACGGCGCUGGCCGUCGGGGCCGACCGGGGGGUGCUGCUGGAGGUGGGGGAGGGGGCGGCCGUGGGGCCGCGGGAGGCGGCGGCGGCUCUGGCCGGGCUGGUGGGGAGGCUGCAGCCCCACCUCGUGCUGCUGGGCAAGCAGGCCAUCGACGACGACUGUAACCAGACGGGGCAGCUCUUGGCCGCCAUGUUGGAUUGGCCCCAGGGGACCUUCGCCUCGCGGGUGGAGCUGGAGGAGGGGGCCGUGCGGGUGGAGCGGGAGGUGGACGGGGGCCUGGAGACGCUGCGCCUGCGGCUGCCGGCGGUGCUGACGGCCGACCUGCGCCUUAACGAACCUCGUUACGCCACCCUGCCCAACAUCAUGAAAGCCAAGAAGAAGCCCCUGGAGAUCAUCCCGGCCUCGGCCCUGGGGGUGCCCCUGCCCCUCCCCCGCCUGCGGGUGCUGAAGCUGGAGGAGCCCCCGGCGCGGGGGGGGGGGCAGCGGGUGCAGGGCGUCCCCGAACUCCUGGAGCGGCUGCGCAGCGAUGGGCGGGUCUAGAGGGGGGGGUGGGGCUGUGACGUCAUGCACGCCCCUCCCCCAUUUACCCUCC
Grus americana (Whooping crane) is the source of this 881-nucleotide messenger RNA. It is a transcript of the gene ETFB, whose product is annotated as electron transfer flavoprotein subunit beta. Gene Ontology annotation, molecular function: electron transfer activity. NCBI's taxonomy places the organism in Eukaryota, Metazoa, Chordata, Aves, Gruiformes, Gruidae. The record is from RefSeq and is a predicted model, not a curated record. Gene Ontology annotation, cellular component: cytosol. The transcript is spliced from 6 exons. Bases 71 to 829 code for a protein of 252 amino acids.